GUGGAACAGUCCCGUAGCUUUGCGUGACGAUCACGAGACAGCAGCAGGGACAAUUUGUCCUGAAGAUGAAGAAGAAGAGAGGUUCAACACGGUUGCAAGCCUCAAAGCACGUGUUUCCUGAGACGGAACUUCUCCACCACCCGCUCACCUAUAGCUAUAUGCCUAAAUUUGUUUUGGGCAAACAGUGAGAUUAGCGCGUUUGUUUCCAAUACACACGCAGAUGCACAAAAGAAAGUUUUUGACAUUGGACAGCUCUUAUUAAGAAUGAAAUAGGAUCUAUCCUGGGAAAUGUGAUUGGUGUGUUUUUGCAAAGAAUUGAGUAAGCGUGGUUUGAGAGUGAAAGAAAUUAGGCAAAUGACAGAGGAAGUGGAACGGUUUUAACAUUGCUCAACCGAUAAGAAAACAAAGAAGCGUCUGAAAUUGUGAACUUAUUAUUGCCCUGUGAUCAAGCUGGAAUCACUGAACGGUGCAAUUGUCUUUCGGAGCUGUUCAAGCCUGACGGAAGCCAGGCACAUUAAGUCUAUUGCAAACAGGAACGUGUAGCUCAAUAUUCCAGCAUCCUCAAUGAAUGAUCCACGGAUUAGUCCAUAAUAGUUCAACAUUCAGUUUCAUCAUUUUGAACACGGGAUGGUGCUUAUAAUUUGAGAAGGGAAGAGAGGACUUCCAGACAGAAGGAGAUGAAGAGUGGAAGGAGGGAAGAGCAGAGGGUAAUGGAGGAGAAGAUGGAGACGGAGCACUCGGCUACAGUAGAGGAGCUGGUUGAGGCCUGUCUCAACGCCUUCGAUGAUGAAGGCUCCCUCAAGGAUGUCUCUCUAGUGCGCAGGUUCCUCAUGAUGCACCCCUGGUACCUCCCUUCCUCUGACCUGGCCAAGAAGCUCCGGCUCAUGUCCCAGGCAGACAGCUGCUCUACCAAGCGCAGGAUGCAAAUCUGCCACCUGGUCAGGUACUGGAUCUCAGAAUUUCCUGCUGAGUUCGAUUUGAACCCUGACCUGGCAGAGAACAUCCGGGGCCUGAGAGACCUCCUCUCCCAGGGGGGCGACAAGAACCCGAGCUGCCUCAUCGACAUCGAGAGCUUGCCGUCCUAUGAGUGGAAGCGGCAGGUGACCCAGAACAACGCUUCGGUCCUGAAGAAGCGCAAGGUGUCCCUGCUGUUUGAUCACCUGGACUCCUGUGAGCUGGCGGAGCACCUCACCUACCUGGAGUACAGGUCUUUCUGCAAGAUCCUGUUCCAGGACUACCACAGUUUUGUGAUGCACGGGUGCACGGUGGAUAACCCUGUCCUGGAGAGAUUCAUCACCCUGUUCAACAGCGUGUCGCAGUGGAUCCAGAUCAUGGUCCUCAGCAAGCCCAGGGCCACCCAAAGGGCAGAGGUCAUAGCGCACUUCAUCAGGGUGGCCCAGAAGCUGCUGCUGCUGCAGAACUUCAACACCCUGAUGGCGGUGGUGGGGGGGUUGAGCAACAGCUCCAUCUCUCGACUGAAGGACACGCAGGAGCACAUUAGCAGCGAAACGCGCAAGGCGUUCCAGGACCUGACAGAGCUGGUGACGUCGAGCGGGAACUACAGCCGGUACCGGCGGCGCUUCGCGGAGAGCGCGGGGUUCCGUUUCCCCAUCCUGGGCGUGCACCUGAAGGACCUGAUCGCCGUGCACGUGGCGCUGCCCGAUUGGCUGGACCGGGAGCACACGCGGGUCAACCUGGCCAAGACCCAGCAGCUCUACGCCAUCCUGCAGGAGCUGGCCCUCGUGCAGGCCACGCCCCCCAGCGUCGACGCCAACACCGACCUGCUCAACCUGCUCACGGUGUCCCUGGAUCAGUUCCACACAGAGGAUGAGAUCUACCAGCUGUCCCUGCAGAGAGAGCCACGUGUCCCCCAGCCUGUUGCUCCCAGCUCCCCCCCAGGUCCGGGGCCCCCUCCCUCCAUGAUGGAUGAAUGGGCCUCUUCUGUGAAGCCCAAGGCCAACCCCUCCAUUAUCAGCAAACACAUCGAAACCAUGGUGGAGUCUGUAUUCAGGAACUUCGACACGGAUGGAGACGGGUACAUUUCCCAGGAGGAGUUUGAGAGCAUCAGGAACAACUUCCCCUACCUCAGCAAGUUUGGGGAACUGGACAAAAAUCAGGAUGGCCAGAUUAGUCGAGAGGAGAUGAUUGAUUACUUCACCGGGGCCAGUUCCAUGCUUAACUGCAAAAUGGGCUUCAUCCACACGUUUACUGAGAGUAACAAUGUCAAGCCCUCCUUCUGUCAACACUGCACUGGCAUUAUCUGGGGAUUUUACAAACGGGGAUAUAAGUGCAAAGCGUGUGGCGUGAGCUGUCAUAAGGCCUGUCGUAGUCAUCUGUCCGUCGAGUGCCGCAAACGGACAAAGAGCGCAAGCUACGACAGCCACCACCCCAGCCACAUGCGCUCCUACAGCUUCCCCCCGCCGGACCUGCCCCCAGCCAGCCUGCAGAACACAGCCAUCUUGGAGGAAGAUGUGGACUUCACUGAGGAUGAAGUGUUCGAUGAUCACCUCUGAUUGGCAUACAUAUGAAUAAUAUUACAAUAAUAAUGUUAAAACAAUGAGAAUUAUUAUGAUAAAUGUAACAAUAUAUAACAAUGACAAUGUGUAUGUUUAUUGUAUGUCCGUUUAUUCAUAUCUCUCUCUCUCUCUCUCUCUGUCUCGCCCUCUCUCUCUUCCUCUCUCUCUCUUGGUCUCACUCCCUCUGUCUCUCCCUCUCUCUCAGUGCAGAAUGAAAGCCUGUUUGCAGGAUGAAUGAACUCUUCUGGUGUAUAGUGCUGUACUGUAAAUCCUCAGCUCCAUGUCUAAUAUGAGGGAGGUCAGAAUGAGAGCAGUGAUGCAGGUAAAGGGUCUGAUGCCCUGCAGUUCUCCCUGAGGUCAGGCGAGGGCGCUUUGUGGAAAACUGUGGAAUAUUCUUUCUGUGUGUGUGUGUGUGAUUUUUUUAUUUAAAUAUCUAUGAUUUUUACGUCUCUUUAAAUCUAUGUGAUAAAGAAAAUCAACAAAAAUGACAACAUUGAGGCAUAAGGAGACAUGACCACACUGAAAUAUCGGGGAAAACAUUGCACAGAUUUACAGUCAUGUUAUAUAAACCUUACAAAUAAUCCACAUAACACCUCACGGCUUCAGUCACACACAAUCAAUCGGAAUCUGUUAACAAUUUGACAGCAUGCGGUUUAAGUGUGAAAGGCAUGUUCUCAUCGUAGGUAAAUCAGGACCCGUCAUUGCGAUGAUAGUCUCAUCUUUUCUAAACGAUGAUUCCAGCAUCCUUCUGUCUACUGAAAAAAAACAAAAAAAAAAAAAAAAAAACCUUCCUGCGUUCCAGCCUGAUUGACCUCUGACCCUCGUCUGAACCAAAAUGUCACCCGUUUGUGUCCAGCACAAGUAAAAGCUCAGAUCUUUGUGCAGAUGAUGUUCUGUGCUAACCUUCUGUGUAUUAAUACAGUCUGUAUUUCUGAGACAGCAGUGUUGUGUGCAAACUGUGGCUUACAUUUGUGAAGGAUCUUUUCCUGCUUUCAGAUGCAUUAAAAGAAAACAAGAA
Messenger RNA from Conger conger (European conger), 3534 nucleotides. It is a transcript of the gene rasgrp2, whose product is annotated as RAS guanyl releasing protein 2 (calcium and DAG-regulated). Gene Ontology annotation, cellular component: plasma membrane. Gene Ontology annotation, molecular function: calcium ion binding; guanyl-nucleotide exchange factor activity. Lineage: Eukaryota; Metazoa; Chordata; Actinopteri; Anguilliformes; Congridae. Bases 678 to 2513 code for a protein of 611 amino acids. Gene Ontology annotation, biological process: positive regulation of GTPase activity; Ras protein signal transduction. The transcript has 17 exons. The record is from RefSeq and is a predicted model, not a curated record.